GCUGGAAAUCAUCCGCACAGCAGCUUUUUGUUGAGAAUGUGUGAUAAGGCAGAAGUUGUGGAAAACUUUUAUGGAGUUUACAUACUGUAUUGUAUCAACCCGAAGUUUCGGGGUAGAACUUAUAUUGGCUUUACUACAGACCCGAACCGUCGUAUCAAGCAGCACAACAAGGGACAGAAAGCCGGGGGAGCUUUUAGGACAAGUAAUAAAGGCCCGUG
Cherax quadricarinatus is the source of this 218-nucleotide messenger RNA. Lineage: Eukaryota; Metazoa; Arthropoda; Malacostraca; Decapoda; Parastacidae. The record is from RefSeq and is a predicted model, not a curated record.